GUCGGACAUAGUUCUCGGUCGCCUAAUCGCUAUUCCUCACUGUCACUCGCUUCCGCCUAUCCAUCUACUAGACAUGUCGCCCUUCACCGCCAUCGCUUUCUUCCUCGCCCUCUCCGCGACUGCCUUCGCUGCUCCCACCUCUGAGGGUACUGCUUCCGUCGCGAAGCGUUCCCGCAUCGGUCGUGGAACAUGGUUCGACGUUGGCCUUGGUGCCUGCGGCGAGACCAAUGUCAAUAGCGACAAGAUUAUCGCCAUCUCGGCCGACAUCUACGGUAAUGGCGGCUACUGUAACAAGGGUGUCACAAUCACCAACACCGCGAAUGGCAAGACCGCGACUGCCAUUGUCCGUGACGAAUGCCCGGGCUGCGGCGCUAACGACAUCGACAUGAGCCCUUCGCUCUUCCAAGAGCUCGGCUCUCUCGACACUGGCGUCCUCACCGUCUCGUGGGACUUCAACUAACUUGACGUUAGUUGAUCCUCCUCCUUUGCCGCCAACGCGUCGCGUCG
Messenger RNA from Dichomitus squalens LYAD-421 SS1, 507 nucleotides. RefSeq lists its product as uncharacterized. The record is from RefSeq and is a predicted model, not a curated record. The transcript has 3 exons. NCBI's taxonomy places the organism in Eukaryota, Fungi, Basidiomycota, Agaricomycetes, Polyporales, Polyporaceae. The coding region runs from base 74 to 460 and encodes 128 amino acids.